AUGACGCGCCCGCGCAUCCCCGCCCUCUACGGCAUCCUCCAGUUCUGCCUCCGCCUGACCCUCGUCGUAUUUGAGGUGUGCGCCCUCGCCGCCCUCAUCACACUAUCGAGAUAUGGCUUCCACUUCCCGCUCGGAUACGUCACUUCCGUCUCAGGCAUAAUCUUCUCCAUGGCCGAAAUGGUCACCCUCGCAAACUCAACCCACCAGAUCCCCCGCAUGCGCACCGGCGCCAUCGUCGUCGGCGAUUUCGUCCUCUUCGUCCUCGGCCUCGUCGCUUUCUUUUACUUUAUCAUCCUCAACGGCUGGCGUACGGGGAGCCCGGACCGCGAGUACCGCGCCUGGCGCGAGGAUCCGCUGCGCGUCGAAAAGGAGACGUGGGCGCCGUGGUACAUGUGGCUGCAGCUCAUCGCCGCGGUGCUGCAUUUCUUGUACAUGGCCAUGCACUGCGUCGACGCGUGCAAGGAGGGUGGGCCGGAGCAGCAGCGGCGGAGAAGGGCGAGGAGGCGGGCGAGGGAGGUGGAGAGGAGGGAGAGGAGGGCGGGUAUUGGGAGUAGUGAUCCUGAGACGGCGCAGGUGGUGCCGAGUUGA
This is a messenger RNA of Colletotrichum paranaense, 588 nucleotides long. RefSeq lists its product as uncharacterized. NCBI's taxonomy places the organism in Eukaryota, Fungi, Ascomycota, Sordariomycetes, Glomerellales, Glomerellaceae. Bases 1 to 588 code for a protein of 195 amino acids. The record is from RefSeq and is a predicted model, not a curated record. The transcript is spliced from 2 exons.